AUGGUUAUGUCUAUUACAUCGAAUUAUUUUUUAUCAUCAUCUAUAGAAAAUCGUACUCAAUUUAUUCAAAUAAAUAAAAUAAACAAUGAACGAUGGAUUUUAGGAAUGAUUAUUGGUUCAUUACCAUUUUUAUUAAUUGUUAUUUGUUGGAUAUUUAUGUCAAUUGUUGGUAGUCAUUUCGUAGAAUAUUGUCAAUUAAGAAAAAAACGACAUAGAAAUUUAAAAAGAACAAAUCUCGAUCAAAUGUGUAUUGAAAUGAUUCCCGUUUAA
Molecule: messenger RNA, 270 nt
Organism: Rotaria sp. Silwood1
Lineage: Eukaryota; Metazoa; Rotifera; Eurotatoria; Philodinida; Philodinidae
Source: the annotation of a GenBank genome assembly